AUGAUGUGGCGUGUACGCCACACGGAUGGAAAAGCUGAGAGCUCAGCUGAAUACGGCUCAGGGACCUCAUCAGCGUCAUUCACGAAACUUGAGAACAUCUUGGAUGACAAUGGCGAGGGAACGAGUGAAAGAGAUACUGGGGCUCGCACAUCCAGAGAAGACGGGGCAACUAUGUAUCUAAGGGAGAAGAAAAAGCCGCCAAGUGCAGAUGAGAGAAGUCCCAGAUUUACCAUUAACUGGGAUCUCUUCGCUACGUUAGCCGGCUUUUGGGAAGAUUCCGCAAUGGACAACAUCGACGAAGAAUAUGACCGGCUUGUUGAACACCUUCACAACUGCACGAAGAAGGCUGAGAGUUCUAAAAGCACCAAGAGAUGCCUGUCUUUUGAAACUUCGGAGCUGACACGCCAGCGUGGAGCAGAACGAGCCGCAGGGAACCAAGAACUCACGUCCGAGCUCAGGAAAAACACCCGCUAUACCCGUCGAGACGUCGCCAGUCGCAAGACGAGGAUGACUGCUUCUAAGAGCCCGAAGGGAACAACCAUUGCAUCGAGAAAAGGAAUGGAGAAAAUCGUCUACGACUUCUACUCUGAUUUCUUCAACAGCCAUGUCCAUUUGCCACAUCUGAGGAAAGACGGACAUGUCAUUCCAGAGGUUCUUCCGCCCGAAGUACGGCAUGCUAUCAUGUCGGUAAGAAAUCGUACGGCACCUGGUUCCGACAGAAUAAGACCAGAACACCUGAAGAACCUUACUCAUCAACACUCUGGCGAGGCUAUUUACACGUUACCUGUGUGA
This is a messenger RNA of Necator americanus (New World hookworm), 792 nucleotides long. RefSeq lists its product as uncharacterized. The coding region runs from base 1 to 792 and encodes 263 amino acids. NCBI's taxonomy places the organism in Eukaryota, Metazoa, Nematoda, Chromadorea, Rhabditida, Ancylostomatidae. The transcript is spliced from 3 exons. The record is from RefSeq and is a predicted model, not a curated record.